CUUUUUAACUCUCUCUCUCUCUUUCUCUCUCCUCCAUGAAACAUUCUACUUCUUCUUCUUCUUCUUCUUAUCAAAGACUAAGACAUUCUUGAUCUGCUCAAAGGCUUAGCCAAUAAGCCUAAUAACCGCCACCACAACACACAGUCACACACAACUAUGAAGCUGUAUUACCAGAGUCAUAGAGGAAGAAGUGCUCUUGCUGGUCUCCUGGUUUUGCUCCUCCCCAUCUUCUUCCCUACCCUUUUCUCUCCUUUUAGCCACGCCUCUCCUUCCCUCUUCUCGGAAUGGAAUGCACCAAAGCCUAGGCACUCGCGGCUUCUUAAAAGUGCUUUACAACGCGAGACAUCAAAUGGACUGCAAUCGGAUCUCUGGAUUCCUUUGGCCAACCAAGGAUGGAAACCCUAUGCCGAAUCUACUAGUGCCACCACACUACCCAGCGAAUCAAAUGGAUAUAUCCAGGUGUUCCUUGAUGGAGGGUUGAACCAACAGAGAAUGGGGAUUUGUGAUGCAGUUGCUGUUGCUAAAAUUCUAAAUGCAACUCUUGUGAUCCCACAUUUUGAAGUGAAUCCUGUCUGGCAAGAUUCCAGUUCAUUCAUGGAGAUUUAUGACGUGGAUCACUUUAUUAAUGUAUUGAAGGAUGAUAUCUCUAUAGUUAAAGGGCUUCCCGAUGAAUUCUCUUGGAGCACAAGGGAGUAUUAUGCUACAGCCAUUCGAGAUAACAGAAUCAAAUCUGCACCUGUUCAUGCCUCGGCUAACUGGUAUCUAGAGAAUGUGAUGCCUGUCCUACAGAGUUACGGGAUAGCUGCAAUCUCCCCAUUUUCUCAUCGUCUGGCUUUUGACAACAUGCCAAAGGACAUCCAACACCUGCGUUGCAAAGUCAAUUUUCAGGCAUUAGGUUUUGUUCCUCAUAUCAGAGCUCUUGGUGAUGCUCUUGUGGAACGCCUUCGGUAUCCUCCUAGCAAAAUAUCGCUUGGUGACAAUUACCUAAGAGAGUAUACUGAUGCAAAUGACAAACAAGGAGCUGGAAAGUUUGUCGCCCUACACCUUCGGUUUGAUAAGGAUAUGGCUGCCCAUUCAGCCUGUGAUUUCGGCGGGGGAAAAGCUGAAAAACUGGCUCUGGCUAAGUACCGGCAAGUGAUUUGGCAAGGAAGGGUCCUGAACUCUCAGUUCACUGAUGAAGAGUUGAGGAGUCAGGGCCGCUGCCCAUUGACUCCUGAAGAAAUAGGAUUGCUGCUAGCAGCUUUGGGCUUUGACAACAGUACUCGUCUAUAUCUUGCAUCCCAUAAGGUAUAUGGUGGGGAAGCUAGGAUCUCAACCUUAAGGAAUUUGUUUCCACUAAUGGAAGACAAAAAGAGCCUUGCCUCUUCAGAGGAAAGGGCCCAGAUCAAAGGGAAGGCAUCUUUAUUAGCUGCGGUUGAUUACUAUGUCAGCAUGCACAGUGACAUCUUCAUUUCUGCUUCACCUGGCAAUAUGCACAAUGCAAUGGUGGGACUCAGGACUUACUCAAAUCUGAAGACGAUAAGGCCUAACAUGGCAUUGUUAGGCCAGCUCUUCCUAAAUAAGAGCAUGGUUUGGUCAGACUUUCAACAGGCAGUGGUGGAAGGGCACGAAACCAGGCAAGGGCAGAUCAGGUUGCGGAAACCAAAACAGUCCAUAUAUACAUAUCCUGCUCCUGAUUGCAUGUGCAAUGCUUAAGGUAACAUCAUUCUUGAGAGUCUGAGCAUGCCUUGUAUGUCUAUAUGAUUUGCAGCUGAAAGCUAUUGGUUUCGGUUUAGCGUAUUUAAGAUAAAAGUCCCUUUCUAAUUAUUCAUGUGUUAUCUUGUACGAAAGUUCAUCAAGAAUACAAGAUGGAUAUGUGAAAUACGUUGCAUAUGUCAAUUCGUUGAGUGUGAUUUAUGAAUAGAAUUUGUAGACCA
Messenger RNA from Cornus florida, 1916 nucleotides. RefSeq names its product O-fucosyltransferase 39-like. The record is from RefSeq and is a predicted model, not a curated record. Lineage: Eukaryota; Viridiplantae; Streptophyta; Magnoliopsida; Cornales; Cornaceae. Bases 157 to 1695 code for a protein of 512 amino acids. The transcript is spliced from 10 exons.